AUCUCUUGUUUGCAUCGUUCGACUUCGUUUCACGGUUUCCUUUUUCUCUGGUCAUCUUCCGAAUCCAACUAUGUCAUUAUAAUUUGUCUCAUAAACAUCCCCCCACGAAACAAUAGACCUUUCUUUCGAAUCUAUUCAGGUAUAUAACUCGUCGAGUACCCUGGAGGUACCACUGUACAACUAUUCGUAAUGCGUUUCUCCUCGACAAACAAGUCCUUGAUGGGCGUUUCCAGCAUAUCUCUCCUCCUCCUCGCGACAACCACCUUUCCACUCAUCCAGGCAGCAAGCAUAUUCCCUCGACAAGCAGAAACAUGCGGUGGGAACAAAGAACUGUCUCAGUGUGGGAAUGCAUUUCCUUCAGACUUCUGCUGCCCAGCGAACACGGAAUGCAAGUCCCUCAACGUAAAAGACGGCAUCUCCGCAAUAUGUUGUCCAAAGGGACAAGAUUGCUCGUUUCUUCUACCCAUCACUUGUGAUAUCACUGCACUCAACGCAACGCUCCACCCAGACAACCAGGUUCAUCUUGCCAACAGUUCUGCGGUCGAGCUUCCCAAGUGCGGAUCCAAGUGCUGUCCAUUGGGUUACUCUUGCAAAGGCGAUAUGUGCUCUGCCGACAAUGGCAGCACUCCCCCAUCAGGUACACCCACUGGAUCUCCAACGCCGUCUUCCACGGAUACAUCGUCGGUCUCUCAGACUGCAACAGCAGAGUUCCCACCUGUUGUCAAAGUCGAGCAAGGCUUCAACGCCAAAUCGUUCGCCGCGGGUUUCUUUCCUGGCAUCAUACUAGGUGUCCUAGCAACACUAGGCAUCAUGUGGCUCAUCAAGAAGCGUCGCGAUCUCAAUGAGAAGAACCGCUACUCUGGCGACUUCGGACAUGUUGCACGAACGAUUAGCGACCCAAUCUAUGAUCCCGCCCGCGCUGCUCGCGUCGACUUCAUCCGCCGGGGCUCGCACUCCGCUCAGAAUUCGCCAAAUUCGACGACCGGCUUUAUGAACAACCGCAAUAACAACAAACCCACAGGAGGCGGUCUGACCCCAAGGAUCAAGAGCAUGUGGGAACGCACGCCGAGACUCGGGGCCCUGGGCUUCAGCAGUAGUAGCAGCGCAUUCCCAUCGAACGGACUGCCUGCGAAUCCCGCACCACCUGCUCCCGCAAUCCGCGCUGGCGACCAUCGAGAUCCGUACAGAACGCCUCGUCAGACACCUCGACAGGCAACAUCGUCUCGCUCGCGCGCGACAUCGAUAGGCACGGCAUCGAUCAACAACCACGCAAGGAGACCUUCGAUCUCGCAGCACGAGAAUCGCCCCUUCGUGGCACGCAGCGAAAGCCAAGAGACGAUAGACAUCCUGAUGCCAUCAAACAGCGAUUCUCUCCUCCGACCGCCAAAGGCACCGGGCAUGCGUGAGAACAACAGGUGGACACAGGAUUCGAACACCACGACGGUGACGAAGCUGAUGGAGAGUGUGGGAUAUGGUGAGGCCGACAGGGAGAAAGUCCGGAACUUUCAAGCGACCCCUGGACAGGCGAGGUGAUUGAGAUUCGUGUCGUUGUAGUC
Molecule: messenger RNA, 1556 nt
Organism: Aaosphaeria arxii CBS 175.79
Lineage: Eukaryota; Fungi; Ascomycota; Dothideomycetes; Pleosporales
Exons: 1
Coding region: 190-1533 (447 amino acids)
Source: RefSeq, a predicted model, not a curated record